GCCACUGGCUGCUCACAGUCUCCGUUUGAAAGGAAACAAGAGGCUUGAGCAGUGAGUUCUGUUCCCAGAGAGGGGAGAGACCAGCUGAGGGGCUGCACCCAUUAAACUCAUUGCAAAGGCACCCAGUUCUGCAGGAGAACCCCCUCUUUCCCCGCUGUGCAUUAUCUUGGGGUACGGUGCUGGAUAAGAAGAACAGGAUAUACAGUCCUAUGACUGUGCCAUUCAAAUCAGAUCAAACAACAGAACAGAUCUUCAGCUGCAACUACAACUCCCAGCAUCCCCUGAGAGCAAAAGAAGAAAGACUGUAGCAGAGGCAUCAAUUCAUUGGCUAUGUGAUGAAAACAACUGCUUUUAUAUCUUAACAGUGGUCCAGUUGGGUUGCCAUACAACAGUUGAAGAUUUUGUCGCUAUGGAUCAUGUACCCAAUGUGACAUCGACCCCCGUGGCAGACAGAGAACAUUCUUUCUUCAACGACUGCAAACUGCUACAGAUUAAACUCUUUGGAAACUGUUCUGAAAGGGACUCCUUCGAUUUGCAGAACACAAGUAUCAGCCAUGAUGGUUCGUUCACGAGUGGCUUUUUCUCGCCAUGUCGGCACAGUCCUCGCCUACUUUCCAAUGGAUAUUAUGUGCUUGAUGAAGACAGCAUUGUGUAUGAUGAUGAGGGAAACAUCUCCUUAGAACCCACCAAGUCUAUUGUGUCAUAUAAGGAAACUCUUGCAAGAGUAUUUCGAAGAAAACGCAGACAUAUACCUCAAAGGAGCCUCGAUGUGAUGGAUGAUAUAAAGCAAGCGGGGUCUUUUCUUCUGGGUGAGCUCUGGGAUGUAGAGCUUGAUCUCUCUGAAGACAACUCCAGGCAAAGUUCAGAUCAAUGUGCCUUCCUAUAUGAUGUGAGAAACUGGACUCCAACAAAGCUGUAUUCUGACCAAUCGCAAUAUUGCCCUGAUGCAUCAGUGGAUUUAAUGCUCCUACAGUCAUCAGGCUAUGAAUGUUCCGCCCCAGCCACUGGAUGGAGCAAUGGCAAAAGGUGGAUGAAUCGACUGAUCUUGUUUUCUGUAAUCAUCGUCAUCCUUAUAUUGUGGGCCAGGUUUGGGUUGUACGAAGUGAUCUCUGCUCUGCUGACUGCUCUUCUGCUGAUCUGCUUGUUCUCUCUUCUCUCACAACCACCACAAUCCUUUCUCCGGGCUCGAACUUUCAACAAGAAGGUCACCUGAAACUCAACCUCCCAAAGAUCCAUUCCAGCUGGGAUCCAUGAUGAACUGAGAGGCCAACAUCAGCCUUAAUGUCUCCUCUCUACGUGGGUUUUAUGCGUGAAACCAUUUCCAUAAAGUUUAGUUAUUGCACCACGA
Molecule: messenger RNA, 1348 nt
Organism: Xenopus tropicalis (tropical clawed frog)
Lineage: Eukaryota; Metazoa; Chordata; Amphibia; Anura; Pipidae
Gene: tmem71
Product: transmembrane protein 71
Exons: 10
Coding region: 410-1213 (267 amino acids)
Source: RefSeq, a predicted model, not a curated record